AUGUUAGCAGCGACUGUCUCUACCACGUGCAUCCAUCCAGCCCUCCCACUACCAAUCCAUAAUCCAUCGCAUUCGCGACGCGAGACAGCCCACUUGCCCUCUGCGCAGACCGAGUCAAGACUCGCCCAGGAGGGACCACACCUGAACCGCUAUCUGAUGGCGUCGACGUAUGCGCUGCCCAUUGCUCCCACGUCACACGCCCACAGCCAUGAGCGCUCGCAGUCGCAGUACUCGCCCUACACGAAUGGCCCCCAUUCCUCGCCUCUGAGAGCGAACGGCCACCGACACCACCAGUCCGACAUGAGCGGGAACGGGCAAUUGCACGGCGCGGUGCGCUCGCCGUAUGCCGAGUACAAUGGCCACGCGCACGAACACAACCACACUCACAGCCACGACCGCUCCAACUCGAACGAUUCGUCGUGGACGCUGCAGCCGUUUGUCAACGGGAGGUCCAAGGGCCGGCCACGAGGGGAGGCUGAGAUAGGGCGGUCCCCACCACGAAAGAAUGCCGCCGCCAAGUACGGCUUCUCGCCCGUCUCGCCCAUCCAGGAGUCGGAGCAGCCCAUCCUGCCCGUGCUGUCGUCAUCAUGGCUGGAGCUGCCAGAAGCUCUCACUGCGCUGCUCAUACCCCUCCCGUUCCUCUUCGCGUCGCUCGCAUACCCGACCGUCAUCGGACGAAAUCAAAAGCUGCCCUCGACACUCUCUGAGGCGGUUGCUGACAGCGCGCCCGCCGUGGAGAGUCUAGCAGUCACGAGCCAUUCGCAGCUGCUACACGCGCUCACGCUCUCUUCGGCCACAUUGAUAUUGGUCGGCGUAAUAGCAAAGAUCAGCUCCAGCUUGCAGCCUCUGGACAGACGGAAAUCCGAUGCCACGCCCGGCACGUUCAACCUUAGCACGGCCCCCAAGCGCAUGGCAUACAAUGUGCUCAGCGUGCUGUUACCAUUCUAUGCAUCGAUGCAGCUCGGAGGCGCACGAGUGGCUCUGGCUUUGCUGACUGCUGUGGCCGCAGGUCUCGGUGCACUAGAUCGCAAGCCUGGGAAACACACGCCAUGGGAUGACUUCCGCCGGACGCUGAGGACACGCAAGAUAACCUGUGGAGCCGUUGCGCUUGCAAUGGUGGCCGAUAGUCUCGCUGUAGGCAGCGCCUCGCAUCCGUUGUUUGGCUACAGCUCUCUUCUGAUGUCCAUAUUCCUGGUUCCUCCACCACUGCCCACGGCCGGAUGGUCGCUCAUCAUGGGCAGUCAGGGCCAGACCUCCUAUGUUAGCCAGGGAUCUGGCAGGGCCUCUCUUCCCAAGCCCUAUUCGCCUCUCAUAAGCUCUUUCGAGGACACAGUCCUCACCAUUGCAUCUGGUCUCAGUCUAACCGUAGUUGCGCUCUUGUACUCGCUGGUUUCUUCUUCAUCUCCGUCCUUUUCUCACCACACCAUAGCUUACACUACACUUUCCAUUGCAUCAGCGACGGCGCUCGUUUUCCUUUCACUUCCAACCGCAUUACGCAGCCAAAAGCAUGUGGGCUUGGCGCUGGGUACUCUUCUUGUCGCUGCAGUUCAUUCCUGGGAACAAUAUUCUACGUCAACUGUCCUUUGGGUUGCAUUCCCGCUCGCAUGUGUCGGGCUUCUUGGAGCCGUCAUCGUUUUGAUCGAGAAAGACUCACGGCGGAUCGCUUACUUUGGAGUACUCAAUCUCUCCUUCAUGAUUGUCCAGUUCUUCUAUGGCUUUGUUAGCGGCUCACUAGGUCUUCUCACUGACAGCAUCCACAUGCUGUUCGACUGCGCAGGUCUCGCUGUUGGUCUGGCGGCAGCAGUGAUGAGCAAGUGGCGCCCGAAUGCGCGCUUCCCAUAUGGCUAUGGAAAGAUCGACACGCUGUCUGGAUUUGCCAACGGCGUGUUUCUACUCCUUGUCAGUGUUGAGAUCAUAUUCGAUGCAUUCGAGCGCCUCUGGGAAGGUCACGAGCUUCGGCGUCUUAAUGAGCUCUUAAUCGUCAGCAUCCUGGGCUUCCUCGUCAACAUUGUGGGUCUUACGGCAUUUGGACACGCUCACCACGGCCAUGGACAUGAUCAUGGACAUGAAGGACACGAUCACGGCCAUGGCCAUUCACACGACAACGAGAACAUGCAAGGCAUCUUCCUGCACAUCCUUGCUGAUGCUCUAGGCUCCGUAGCUGUCAUCAUCUCCACUCUUUUGACAAAGUACUACGGCUGGUCUGGUUGGGACCCAAUCGCUUCUUGCAUCAUCGCAAUCCUCAUCUUUUUGUCCGCCAUCCCGCUUGUGAAGAGCAGUGGAGCUCGCCUGAUGCUGAGCUUACCCAACGACCUCGAGUAUCGUGUUAGAAACACGUUGGGAGAGCUUGGAACCCUACGCGGAGUCGUUGGAUACGCAGUGCCGAAGUUUUGGCUCGAAGAUGAAGGUGCCGCGCAUGCUGAAGCGCAUGCCAAAGAAGCCGAUCAUGACUGCGGACACAACCACGCAGCGCACCCGCAGCGCGUCCUCGGCGUCAUCCACAUCAUCGCCUCGCACGCUGCAGACCUCGAAGACGUGCGGGUGCGCGCAGUCCAGUUCCUCAGAGACCGCGGCAUGGAGGUCGUUGUGCAUGUUGAGAAGGAAGGGGAAGGACGAUGUUGGUGCGGCGGUGGCGUGAAGGCGAAUUAA
Parastagonospora nodorum SN15 is the source of this 2649-nucleotide messenger RNA. RefSeq lists its product as hypothetical. The transcript is spliced from 5 exons. Lineage: Eukaryota; Fungi; Ascomycota; Dothideomycetes; Pleosporales; Phaeosphaeriaceae. The record is from RefSeq and is a predicted model, not a curated record. Gene Ontology annotation, biological process: intracellular zinc ion homeostasis; zinc ion transport; transmembrane transport. Gene Ontology annotation, molecular function: zinc ion transmembrane transporter activity. The coding region runs from base 1 to 2649 and encodes 882 amino acids. Gene Ontology annotation, cellular component: Golgi apparatus; membrane.